AUGAAGUCUAUCAUCAUCAGCAGCUUAUUUUCUGCUGCCUUAGCAGCUAUGCCAAUGCCUCACCGAACCAACUGCUCCCAUCUUAGUGCUCCACACGUCCCAGGAGCCAAAGUACUUUCAAUCACCGCAACGGAACGAUGGAAUUACUCGGUUCCAGCUACGCCUCCGUUUCUCCUCUCUCCUGUCCAGAAUCUCGAUAUCUGUGAUGUUACCGUCUUCCUCACGCAUAGUGGCGCACAGAACCAGGCGACAGUGAAGGUUUGGCUUCCACUCCAAGACUGGAAUGGCAGGUUUCAAGCAAAUGGUGGAUCUGCUUAUGUUACUGGUGAAUUCGAUCUCACGCUUGGUCCAACGGUUAAAGAUGGAUACUCUGCCGCCUCCACUGAUGCUGGGGUUGGGUUUAAUUUCACAAGCCCGGGUUCAUGGGCGCUCAACGCGGAUGGAUCUGUGAAUUUUGACGCUUUAGCUGACUUCUCCUACCGAUCUGUACACGAUAUGGCUAUUGUGGGUAAGGAACUCACAAGACAGUUUUAUGGCACCAGGCCAGAAUACUCUUACUGGAACGGCUGCUCGACGGGUGGACGACAGGGAAUGGCUGCUGCUCAGAGAUACCCAGAGUUAUUUGAUGGCAUCUUAGCUGGAGCACCGGCAAUCAACUGGGCAAAGUACGUUGUGGCGGAGCAAUGGCCACAAGUUGUCAUGCAUCAAGACCAAACAUUCCCUUCGACAUGUGAGCUGAACUUCUUUUCGGACGCUGCAAUUAAGGAAUGCGAUGAAAUGGAUGGAGUGAAGGAUGGGAUUAUUACUGAUCCUGGAAAAUGCUCCUACGACCCUUUGAAGUCUGUUGGACAAGUGGUACAAUGCAAUGGGCAGAACAUCAUAAUCACCAAUUCCACUGCCACUGUUGUGAAAAAAGCUCUUCAGGGACCCUUGGAUCACACUGGACAACCGCUCUGGUAUGGACUCAACGUCGGUGCUUCAUUAGACAGCUUGGUGAAUACAACGACAGAUGCCAAUGGCACCCGGACUGGAUAUCCUUUCUUCGUCAACGAUCAAUGGAUCAAAUAUUUCUUGGCUCGUGACCCCGACUACAACACUGAGCAGAUCGAUUACGGUACCUUCUUUGAUCUAUUCUGGCAAUCGUACACGGAAUACGAUGGCAUAAUCGGGAUUGAUGAUGCAGACCUGUCGUCGUUUCACCAUCAAGGUGGUAAAUUACUUAUGUGGCAUGGUUUGUCCGAUCAGUUGAUCUUUCCUGGAGGAACCAUCGACUACCGUGAGCGUGUGGAACAUCGCAUGGGAGGAGCAAAGAAAACAAAUGAUUUCUUCAGACUAUUUCUUGCCCCUGGUGUCGACCAUUGCGGUGCGGGCACGACUAUUGGGGCGACUCCGGAUGACCCAUUCAAGGCAUUGGUCAACUGGGUUGAGCAUGGGGAGGCCCCUGACUUGAUCUCUGCGACAGUCAACGAUGCUACUAAAGCCGAGAGAAUCGUCUGCGCAUAUCCUCAAAUUGCAACAUACCAAGGUGGCGAUCCAAAGUGCGCUGCCAGUUUCAGAUGUGUGUAA
Messenger RNA from Talaromyces marneffei, 1566 nucleotides. RefSeq lists its product as uncharacterized. The transcript has a single exon. NCBI's taxonomy places the organism in Eukaryota, Fungi, Ascomycota, Eurotiomycetes, Eurotiales, Trichocomaceae. The record is from RefSeq and is a predicted model, not a curated record. Bases 1 to 1566 code for a protein of 521 amino acids.